AUGUCAGACGAAGAACCAUAAAAAGACGACGAUCAAGGUUAAGGAGAUAAUCCCGAUCAAGAUUAAGGAGACAAUCCCGAUCAAGACAACGAAGAUUACCCCGAUGAUCAAGAAUAUAUUGAGGAUGAAGAAAAUCCAAAAGAUGAGGAGGAUCAACAGAAUAAUGAACUAGUAAACAAUUUGAAACUCACUAUUGAGGAGUAAGGGUUAGAAGAUAAUCAGAAAUUGAGGAAAUGGAAGGACCUACUGACUGAGCAUGUUUAAUAAGUUUAAAAAUUAAGAAGGAGAAAUAAUAAUUUGAGAGGCCAACUCAAAAAACUAGGAGAUAAAGCCGAAAAAUUGGUUUAAUCUAAUGUUAGAAAAUAAAAAUUAUUGGAAUAAAAAUUGGACCCUAAACAUUAUAAUCUCGCUGAAAAGAAGAUAUUAUAUGAAAUUAAGAAUGGCAAAUCCAAAUAGGACUUCGCUAAUAAAAUAGAUCCUCGCAUUUUGGAUUUGUUGAUUGCUAUUGACAAAAUGGAACAAUCUAAUAGUCAGAUGAGGGAAUCAAUCAAGGCAUUGAAAGAUAGAAACAAAAACCUAGAAUAGACUGAAGAAGUAAAUAAACUUAGUAACGAAAUCAUACUUGUAGAAAAACAAAUCGCAGAAGAAGAUAGAUUGAGAAGAAAGAUGCAAGUAAUCAUGAAAGAACAAGAAGCAGAAUUUAAAUAACAAUAAUUUGAUUGUGAUUAUGAGGGUAGAUUAAAUAGUCUCAAAGAUUAAAUUAAAACGUUAAAGGAUAGUAUUAGAGAAGCUUAAAAAGUUGAGUUGCAUGAAACAAGGAAAGAAUUUGAAUUGAAUAAUCAUUUUGCUGAACUUUAAAAAAUAUAUCGUCAAAUGUGUACUUAAUUAAAUAAACCAUGCGAUGAGAAGCAGCAUUUUAAGUAAGACAAACAGAAGGACCAAGAUAAUCAGAAUGAAAAAUAAAAAAAAGUACAGGAGUUUGCACAGAAAAGUCAAGAAGAAAAUCUAAAGAGGUUCUUACAAUUAAAGGAUAGUUAACCACAGCCAGAAGACACAUCUGAACUUCAUAAGGCCUUGAAAGAAUUCAAGGAAGAUAAAGGGAAAUUUAAGUAAAUUUAGGAGGAGGUCAAGAACUUACAAGAAGAACUCGAAAAAAAGGAAAGAGAAGCUUAAAAGGAGAAGUCGAGAUAAAUUGAGGAAUAUUCUAAAUUGAAUGAAGAUGUAGUGUAGUUAGCGAAGUAAUUAAAAGAAAGAGAAGUGUAAACAAAAUCAUCAGUGAUAAAAUUAAAUGAUCUCCAAAGAUAAGUACAGCUGUUGGAUAGAAAAUAAGUCUAAGAACCAAUAUAAAGUACACACCAAAAACCAGAAAACAUUUUUUAUGGAAUUGAUAAAGAUUCAUAGACAUCGGUGCCAUUUGAUGAUAUCAAGAACUUGGAUUGGACAUCCAACAUGCCCAUCAAUUAAAUUGUUGUGUGUAAGAAUAGCUACAAUAAUCUGAUCAUUGGUUUGGAGUUGACUUAUGGAGAUGCAGAAAAUAAAGAAGAGUAGAAGACAACAAAGCAUAUUGGACUAUAAGAAGGUAGUAUUGAAAAGGAACAGAUCAAAAUAACCCCUGAAGAAAAAUUAAGUUAUAUUUCUGGUUUUUAUAACUCUGAGCAAAUAAUCUUCUUGAAAUUUGAAACCAGUAAGAAAAGAGUCAUUCAAGUUGGAAAUAUGAAAUAUAAGGAUAAUUAAACCAAAGAUUUUAGAAUUGAAAUUAAGGAUAAGGAAAUUCUAGGAUUUAAAGGAAUUUUAGACUAUACCUAAGAAUCGUAGAACACAUCUGAAAGAUACUUAGUUGCAAUAGGUUUGAAUCUCAAGCCAAAGGAAUUAGAUAUUUCAGCAAAGAAGCAAUAAAAGAAAUAGAAAAUGCUAGAGGAAUAAGAAAAAUAAAGAGUUCCUGUUGAUUAUAGGAAAAUUACAUAUCCCUUUAGAAAGAACCAUCCAAAACAUUUAGAUCUAAUCAAAUCUCAACCAAAGUUAGAUGUCUCAAUAUAUGAUGAAGAAAAAACCAUUUUAGAUAAGUUGUUCUAAAAAGAAAAAGAGAGAUACUUGUAGGCACAAAGAGCAUAAUUGGGAUUGUUAUCAGCUAAGCAAUUCAGUCCUGCAACAUACAAAUAAUAAGAGUAUUUAGAUGAAGACUAGAAGAGGAGACAAGAGAGAGACAAGAGAAAAGAAUGGGUUGAACAAAAGAGGGAAGAGAAUAAAAAUACUUUAAUGCUUCCUGUGAUAGAAACCAAGACGCCAGUAGACUAAGACAAAAAAGGAGCUAAGGCACAAAAAACAGUUAGUCCAUAAAAGCAACAGAAACAGCCUUAGAAGGAGGUUCCAAAAAAAGAUGAUUCUAAAGCUAAAAAAAAAUGAAUAAUUUACAAAUUUCAACACC
Molecule: messenger RNA, 2425 nt
Organism: Paramecium tetraurelia
Lineage: Eukaryota; Ciliophora; Oligohymenophorea; Peniculida; Parameciidae
Exons: 7
Source: RefSeq, a predicted model, not a curated record